AUGUCUGCACCCAGCCCCAACCCCAGGGCGAACCCAAGAAGUCCUACCCCUAGUGUUCGACCAAUAUCGAGGCGAAGAGUUCACGAAAGGCUGGGCCUCUUGAGCAAGAUCGACUCUGGGCAAAUCUACGACUCGCAAACCGACGAUGAAGCUGCUUCCAUCAACUAUAGAAGUUAUACUCCCGCGGCAGCAAGCGCCUUGGAGGACUUGGAAUGGAGUGAUCUUUUACCCUACUACCUCCCGUUCUUGUCCUGGAUCAGCACGUACAACCUCAGGUACUUGCUAGGAGAUCUAGUGGGCGGACUCACGUUGGUUUUUUUCCAGCUACCCUUGUCUUUGUCAUAUGCAACUAUGGCUCAUGUGCCGGUGAUCCUGGGACUCUACUCGCUAGCAAUUGCGCCCUUGAUAUACAUGGUGUUUGGAAGUGUUCCUCAAAUGGUGGUUGGCCCCGAGGCACCUAUUUCGCUAGUGGUGGGACAAGCGGUGGAGCCAUUGCUCCACCAUGCAAAGAAGAAAAACUUGGAUCCCAUGGAGUAUGUAUCGACAAUCACGUUUGUCAGCGGUGCUAGCUUGUUGGGUUUUGGCUUGGGAAGACUUGGGUUUUUGGACAAUGUGUUAUGCCCGGCACUUUUAAAAGGGUUUAUAGCGGCCGUGGGGUUUGUCAUGUUGAUCAACUCACUGAUCAACAUUCUCGGCUUGGAGGAGUUGAUGAAAGAAAUUUCCGACGACCCGGACCAGAUGGAUAUCCACUCUCCAUUCGACAAACUCUGCUUUUUGGCUCAAAACUUGAGCCACUUCAACCCCUUGAGCUUCAAAAUUGGAGCAAUUGGCUUUGCAAUUAUAAUGGUGACAAGGAUGUUGAAAAGCAAGUCGACUGACAAGAGGGUGAUACUAUUGCCCGAGAUUUUGAUUGUUGUCUCUGGGGCAACCGUGCUUUGCCAAAUUUACCAAUGGGACAAGCGAGGGCUUGACGUCAUUGGAGCUGUCAAGAACAGCGAAGAGUUGACAUUGUACAACCCCAUUGGUCUGUGGAAGUUGAUCAAAAAAUUCGCCACCUCGGGUUUUGUUUGUGCAAUGUUGGGCUUCUUUGAGUCCACCACGGCAUCAAAGUCGCUUGGCUCUAGCUUUGACUUGCCGAUUUCGUCAAAUAGAGAGUUGGUUGCCCUUGGAAGCAUCAACAUCUUUGGCUCAAUAUUUGGCGCAUUGCCCGCUUUCGGAGGCUACGGCAGAAGCAAAAUAAACGCCAUUUCAGCAAAGACAACCACGUCGGGGGCCAUAAUGGGGUUGCUCACUCUCGUGACCAUCAAAUUUUUACUCAGAUACCUAUACUACGUCCCCAUUUGCAUGCUAAGUGGUGUCAUAGCAGUAAUCGGCGUUUCUCUCAUUGAAGAAGCCCCGUAUGAGUUAUACUUUCAUUGGAGAAACAAUGGAGUGCCCGAGUUGAUCACUUUUGCAUUGACAGUUGUGACCACGUUGUUUUUUUCUAUGGAGGGCGGCAUAGCAGUGGGCAUCAUUUUCCUGUUGAUCAGGGUUAUCAAAAACUCAACCGACUCAAGAAUCCAGAUCCUCGGCAGAGUUCCAAACUCCAACACGUUUGUCGAUGCCGAUAUCCCAUUACCCGAGACAGUGGCACCCGGUGUGCAGUUGAAUAUGUUUGACGACCUGAGACAAACUCAAGUCAACUGCGAGUUGCUCGAAGAGAUUGAAGGAUGCUUGAUUAUCAAGAUCCCAGAACCAUUGAGUUUCACCAACUCGAGCGAUCUCCUAAUGCGAUUGAGAAGAGUCGAGAUCUACGGAUCGGCAAAAGCACACCCGGCGCUGAAGAGGAGCCGAGACACAGAGAUGUCGCGAUAUGUCAUAUUUGACUUGAACAACAUGACAUCCAUCGACUCUUCAGCGGCAAAGACGGUUGCGGAGUUGUUAACCAACUACCAGAGGCGCCUGAUUAGAUCCAUGUUUGUCAACGUGUCGCCCCAGGUGAGGAAAACAAUAGACCGAUGUGGAAUCAGGGAUCUUUUGGAAAAGGAUCUCUACUCGCUCAAGUAUUUUGAAAUCCAAGGGUUGAAUUCAAACAAUGAAGCCAUCAACAGGUGCCAGAACUUGUUGGAGAAUGGAGAGCCGUAUUUCCAGCACAUUCUGGACGUGCUCAAACUAAUAGACUGUUUUGAGAGUAAUAAUGGAGAGGUAUAG
Lodderomyces beijingensis is the source of this 2190-nucleotide messenger RNA. The record is from the annotation of a GenBank genome assembly. Lineage: Eukaryota; Fungi; Ascomycota; Pichiomycetes; Serinales; Debaryomycetaceae.